Cantharellus anzutake is the source of this 1412-nucleotide messenger RNA. RefSeq lists its product as uncharacterized. The transcript is spliced from 8 exons. Bases 83 to 1315 code for a protein of 410 amino acids. Gene Ontology annotation, cellular component: nucleus. NCBI's taxonomy places the organism in Eukaryota, Fungi, Basidiomycota, Agaricomycetes, Cantharellales, Hydnaceae. The record is from RefSeq and is a predicted model, not a curated record.
GACAGAUCAUGUGAAGGAGGAGAUAGCCGCAACCCCAACUGAAUUGGAAACCCUCUGCAACUUGUGAAACUGGGUGAGCGAGAUGACAAAGAAGCGCAAAAAUAAGCUUGUGAUACGACCAUGGUGCUGGUAUUGCGAACGAGAGUUCGAAGAUGAGAAAGUAUUAAUGCAGCAUCAGAAGGCGAAGCAUUACAAGUGCAGGCACUGCCCUCGAAAGCUCAACACCGCUGGUGGACUUGCGGUUCACGUCCAACAGGUUCAUAAGCUUGAUCCGGAAAAGAUUGAAAAUGCUCUUCCCGGUCGAGAUGGGGGAGAGGUUGAGAUAUUCGGUAUGGAAGGUGUUCCAAAAUCUGACGUCGAAGCCUGGAGAAGAAAGAAGGAGAUAGAGGCCGGUGUUGCAAUUGGAUCUUCUGCACCUCAUCCCAAGCGCCCAAAACUCGACAGAAGGUCGAUUCCUGACGAAGAACUCGCUGCGCAAUUGGAGGCACAUAAGGCACUCAUGCGAGGAUCAGUAGAUGCGGCUCCUUCGGCGAGCGGUCCUACAAGCUCUGGCACUCCGAUUGUGUAUGCUGCGCCCCAAACUUACACUGCACUUCCGACGGCCGCCGUUCCAGCUCCUGGUGCACCUGCUCCGGCCCCGGCAUCUGCUUCAGCCCCAGCCCCAGGGGCGCCUCCCUUCCCUGGGGUGCCACCCCUAUUCGUGCCACCGCCGAAUGCCCUCGCACCCGGUGCCGGACCCCCUCCAGGAUUCCCACCAUUUCCUCCUGGCGUGCCUCCGCCCCCAGGUUUUGUAUCAGGAAUGCCGCUACCGCCGGGCUUCCCGCCUUUCCCUCCGGGUGGCCCUCUUCCCCCGGGUCUCCUCCCGCCUCCCUUUGCUCCCAGUAAUCCGCCUGGACCGGGCGCGGCUCCGCUCUUCGUUCCUGGCGUUUCAGCACCACCACCAAGUCUUGCUCUCCAAAAUUCAUCGUCACCUGCUCCCGCCCCUGGCCAGCCUCCGGCUCCAGUCCUGGCUCCCCCUCUUCCAGCCUUUACCCCGGCCGCGUCUGUAACUGCUACUGCGAAUGUUCCUCCAGUUCUCCUCGAACAGUCAUCCCCGAAGGCUGUUGUGAAAUUGACUCAGCCACAGAUUGAGAUCUCAUAUCCCCCAAUGAAAGAAGGCUCGUCUCUCGUUUGGGAUGAUGCUAACUAUUCACCCAUGGAACGCCGCUCACAGAACCCAAAGUACGGGUUCGAGCAGACAAGGCUGCCAGAAGAAGCGCCGUUAGAUGGGGGGAUUCGAGGAACGAAACGUGCGAGAGCUGAAGAUUUCCUGUAGUUUUUCCUAUGUAUGCGUACUUUGUUUGGUAUAAUUACUGCACAACCUCGAUUGAGUGUGGGAAAGUUGGACUUUUGGUGAUUCUUGUUGUCUACUC